CAGCGGGGUUCUGCAUCCUCUUCCCCUGCCCUGACCAUUUGCUUUUUACCCCCAUCCCCUUUAGUUCCUCCUCUACUCUAUUAUAUGGAGAAUUAUCUCGUAUUUCUUUUUUUUAUACCAAAAAACUAAUAAUGGAGUGGGGGCCAGUGUCGUUGUUUGGUACCAGUCACGGACCAUCACUGAUCCAGAGAACAAUUUCAUGCAGUGGUUAGUUUCUGAUACGUGGGACUUGGCUUUAUUUCUUCUUGAAGGACAGGGAUCUACGUUAUGUACGUAGAAGCCAUAAUGACAGUUUUGAUUUUUGUUACGAAGUGUGAAGUACAGAUUUCACAGUUGAAUAAGGCAUUGGCCCAGGAGUGGCAACUCUGUCUCUUUGACUGAAGCAAACAAGAAGAAGAAACAAAAGUGUGCUACUGCUGUAGUCUUCAACGUCUACUCCUCAAGACACAGUUAUGACAAGCGUAACAACAAAACACAAAAUAUGAAAAUGUGGACAUUAAUUUCCGCGUAAACAUAUUUUGUAACAAUAAUAAUAAUGGUCAACGUGUGUAACAAAACAGAGAAAGUUACUUAGUAAUUAAGCGUUUCUUAGAAAUACUUAUAUUAUUGACUGUUUAGGAUUUUAGUGGUUAAUUUAACUUUGAAGCUACAUUUAAUUAUGGUUACAUGAAGUUUAAUUUCAAUUUUGAAUGUGUAAGUGUCUGAAAUGUUUUAUGGACGUAACAGUCGAUUAGCAUUGAUCAUGGUUGACGUUCUGAAGCGGUUUGAGGCUGCCCAAAAUGGUUUAAAAGUGAUUAGAAACAGGUCUCAAUUGAUAUUACUACCCAUGACAAGUAAGACUGGAACUGAGCUAGUGAGUUAUUUUAAAUAAAAUUCUGAAAUCCGAAAACUUUCUCUAUAUUUGCUACUGUUUAGGGUUUAAAACAUCGUGGUUUUAAAUGAAUACCAACAUUUAUUUAUAUAUAAAGUGACAUUUGAUUUGUAAACUAUCUAUAAUUUGUGUCACGUGAACAAAGCGCUGUGUAUAAUCGACGCUGUUUCAUCUAUAAAAUUUGUUAAUUAUAUAUUUUUUUUAAAAGAUUCAGAUGCUUGUGAAGUAGUGUACAAAAUACUUUCAUAUAUUAUAACAUUCUUGAAUAAGUUUGUAUAUUGAUAUUUGAAAUUAAGAAACCCUCUAAUGUCGGACAAUUAACUCUAUACACGGCAGUGGUGACUAUGUGUACCACCUACUUAAUCGGUUUAAAAUUCUGAAUUCUGGUCUCAGUAAUAUCCUUGCAGAUUUCAUUUGAUAGUCAAAUCAAACAAUGAUUAUUUUCAUGAACAUAAUAGCCAACUAAACGUUAUUUGGGAGAUGUACGUUUUCUUGAAGGUAGGGACCGAGUUUUUAUAUAUUGUCUGGUUGAACUUCGCACUUUAAAGUGUUGGUCCAUCAAAAAAGGAUUUGAACGGCAAAUUGAGUACAUCUUCUGGAUCAGAACAACACAAACAUGAACCCAAGUAAGAAAGGUGGAGGGACAGGAAACAAAGGUGCCAACGGCGAUGAUAAGUCCUCCGGAGGAGGCAAAGAUGACACCGGAAAUGCGGGAGACAAAGUCAGCUCCGGGGGUGACACAGAAAGCGUUGGGUCAGGAAAGAAGCCAGGCAGUGCGGGAGUGUCAACAAGGGAUGCAGCCCUCAAGGUCCUCCAACUCUCCCAAAAGGGUGAGUGGCCCCCUGUGGAUCAAGCCCUGAAAGCCCUGGAGAAGAUCGUGGCUUCUGGAGGAGAAGACACCAAUACCACACCUCUGCUAGGGGUCCUCGACCCGGCGACGGGGAUGACUCCGCUGCUGUACGCUGUCAAGGACAACAGGGCAGCUCUGCUGGACCGAAUGAUCGAACUGGGAGCAGACGUCUGUGCAAGGAACAAUGACAAUUACAACGCUCUUCACAUUGCGGCUAUGCAUUCUAGAGAAGACAUCGUGAAGAUUCUGCUGACCAAGAAGGGCGUCGACCCGUUUGCAUCUGGAGGGCCCAGAAUGCAGACAGCGGUCCACCUGGUAGCGAGCCGGCAGACGGGAACGGCUACCAGUAUACUCAGGUUACUGCUCAACACGGCCGGCAAGGAGAUUCGCCUCAAACCCGACUCGAGAGGCAAGGUACCGUUGCUGCUCGCUGUGGAGGCAGGAAACCAAUCCAUGUGCAGGGAACUCCUGGGACAACAAGCAGCCGAUCAACUGAAGGCAACCACGGACAACGGCGACGCGGCUAUACACCUCGCGGCACGGCGUCGAGACAUCGAUAUGGUCAGGAUAUUGGUCGACUAUGGGACAAACGUUGACAUGCAGAAUGGGGAGGGUCAGACGGCGCUCCACAUUGCAGCAGCAGAAGGGGACGAAACUCUAGUCAAGUAUUUCUAUGGCGUUCGAGCAAAUGCGGCUAUCGUGGACAAUCAAGAUCGAACUCCUAUGCAUCUAGCAGCAGAGAAUGGACAUGCAACAAUAAUUGAACUUUUGGCUGACAAGUAUAAGGCCUCUAUCUUUGAACGUACAAAAGAUGGCAGCACACUCAUGCACAUUGCAUCCCUUAAUGGGCAUGCAGAAUGUGCCAUGAUGUUAUUCAAGAAGGGCGUCUACCUACACAUGCCGAAUAAGGGAGGAGCAAGAAGCAUCCAUACCGCCGCGCGGUAUGGUCAUGUUGGGAUCAUCAACACACUUCUUCAGAAGGGGGAAAAAGUUGAUGUCACUACUAACGACAACUACACAGCACUCCACAUUGCAGUUGAGUCAGCCAAACCAGCUGUUGUGGAGACACUGCUCGGGUAUGGAGCCGAUGUUCAUGUCACAGGCGGAAAGCUACGUGAAACACCACUGCAUAUUGCUGCACGUGUGAAGGAUGGGGACAGGUGUGCCCUCAUGCUCCUUAAAUCUGGUGCAGGCCCCAACAUAAAGACAGAUGAUGGUCAGACACCUGUCCAUGUUGCAGCAAAGCAUGGAAAUUUAAUAACUCUGAUGCUCCUCAUGGAUGAUGGUGGAGACCCACUUCGAAAAUCGAAGAGUGGAGAAACCCCAUUGCAUCUGGCAUGUCGUAGCUGUCAUGCAGAUGUUGUUCGUCAUCUGAUCACAUUUGUUCGUGAUAAGAAAGGUGCUGAGGCGGCAAAGAAUUACGUGAAUGCUGUAAAUGAUGAGGGUGCUGGCGCACUCCACUAUGCGGCUCAGAUCACUAAGGAUGAGGUGGAAGAGCCUUUAAGUGACAAGGAGGUUAUGAAACUUCUGCUAGGUGAUGGAGCUGAUGUGAACCAGGCAACUAAGCAGGCACAGGAGACACCUUUUCAUUAUGUAGCCUUGGCAGGCAACAAUGAUGUGCUGGUAGAGAUGCUCUCCCAUUUGGGCCAGACAGAGGUGCAGAAGGCCUUGAACAGACAGAAUUCAAUAGGCUGGACACCCCUGUUGAUUGCCUGCCACUCUGGCCACAUGGAGAUGGUGAACACUUUGCUAAACAACCACGCCAGGGUAGAUGUGUUUGAUAAUGAGGGUCGUUCAGCCCUCCAUCUUGCUGCUGAUAGAGGGUAUCUUCAGGUGUGCGAUGCCCUGCUCACUCACAAAGCAUUCAUUAACAGCAAGUCUCGAGUUGGUCGCACAGCACUUCAUCUUGCGGCUCUCAAUGGCUAUGCCCACCUGGUCAGGUUCCUGGUCCAAGACCACAAUGCAGUGAUUGAUGUGCUGACGCUAAAAAAGCAGACUCCACUACACUUGGCAUCAGCGGCAGGACAACUGGAGGUUUGUCGAUUACUUCUGGAGCUGGGAGCAGACAUUGAUGCCACAGAUGACGGUGGACAGAAACCCAUUCAUGCUGCAGCCAUGAACAACUAUGCUGAAGUUGCUCAACUGUUCCUCCAGCAGCAUCCCUCCCUUGUGAUGGCAUGCACGAAGGAUGGAAAUUCAUGUGCACACAUUGCAGCAAUGCAGGGUUCUAUACGUGUGAUUGAGGAGCUGAUGAAGUUUGACAGGCAAGGUGUUAUAUCAGCUCGAAACCGUAUAACUGAGGCUACCCCACUCCAGCUGGCUGCUGAAGGUGGACAUGCAGAUGUGGUGAAGGCACUCGUCCGUGCUGGUGCUUCGUGUACAGAUGAAAAUAAGGCAGGGUUCACAGCACUCCACCUGGCUGCACAAAAUGGCCAUGGUCAAGUUCUGGAAGUGAUGAGAUCUUCCCAGUCUCUGCGCAUCUCCAGCAAGAAGCUAGGUGUCACGGCUCUCCAUGUUGCAGCUUACUUUGGACAAGCUGAUACUGUGCGAGAGUUGCUUCAGCAUGUCCCAGCCACUGUGAAGUCUGAUCCACCAUCUGGAGCCAGUUUAGUGGGAGAGCUUGGAAAUGAAUCUGGCAUGACACCUCUCCACUUGGCUGCCUAUUCAGGCAAUGAAAAUGUUGUCCGUUUGCUGCUAAACUCUGCUGGUGUUCAAGUGGAAGCAGCCACUACUGAAAAUGGUUACAACCCACUGCACCUGGCAUGCUUUGGUGGCCACAUAACUGUUGUUGGUCUACUUCUGAGUCGAUCUGCAGAACUGCUUCACAGUGGUGACAAGCAUGGCAAGACUGGUCUCCAUAUAGCAGCUCAACAUGGCCGCUAUCAGAUGUGUGAGGUGCUGUUAGGUCAAGGGGCAGAGAUAAAUGCAACUGAUAAGAAUGGUUGGACGCCACUGCAUUGUGCUGCACGAGCAGGUUUUCUAGAUGUGGUGAAGUUACUGGUAGAGUCUGGAGCAUCUCCAAAGGCAGAAACCAACUUUGGCAGUGCCCCAAUUUGGUUUGCUGCUUCAGAGAGUCAUAAUGAAGUACUGAAGUAUCUCAUGACAAAAGAACAUGACACCUAUAGUCUUAUGGAAGACAAAAGGUUUGUUUACAACCUGAUGGUGGUCAGCAAGGCACACAAUAACAAGCCAAUUGAGGACUUCAUUCUUGUCUCUCCUGCACCUGUCGAUACUGCAGCAAAGCUUUCCAACAUUUAUGUAGUUCUCUCAACAAAGGAGAAGGAACGAGCCAAGGACCUUAUAGCUGCUGGGAAGCAAUGUGAGACCAUGGCAACAGAAUUGCUGGCACUGGCAGCAGGAGCUGACUCAGCAGGGCGCAUCCUCACGGCCACUGAUCGUCAAAAUGUAGAAUUCUUGGAUGUUCUUAUUGAAAAUGAGCAGAAGGAGGUCAUUGCGCACACUGUGGUGCAGAGAUACCUGCAGGAACUUUGGCAGGGUAACCUGAACUGGGCAGCAUGGAGGACAAUGCUUUUGUUCUUUGCAUUCAUCUUCUGCCCCCCAGUGUGGGUGACAUUCACGCUUCCACUUGGUCACAAGUACUACAAGGUUCCCAUCAUAAAGUUCAUGUCAUACCUCACUUCACACAUAUACCUUAUGGUGUUCCUCAUGCUCACAGGUGUCACUCCGGUCUAUCCAACAGUGCGACCAAAGCUGCUACCUUACUGGUAUGAAUAUGUACUACUGGUAUGGUUGUCGGGCCUACUCUUGUUUGAAUUGACAAAUCCUAGUGACAAGACUGGCCUAGGCUGGAUCAAACUCUGUGUACUCCUCUUUGGAAUAUUUGGUGUGGGUAUCCACAGCUUUGCAAUGACUGGCGUUCUGGAAAAAAAAUACUGGCCCACAGUGAUGUACGUGCGCAACCAACUGUUUUCCUUGUCGUUCCUAUUCGCCUGUGUGCAGAUCCUUGACUUCCUCUCAUUUCAUCAUUUGUUUGGUCCAUGGGCCAUCAUCAUUGGCAACCUAAUGAAGGACCUGGCACGAUUUUUGGCUGUACUUGCCAUCUUUGUGUUUGGCUUCUCCAUGAACAUGGUCUCAUUGAACCAGCCAUUUCAACCGCCGUCAAAAGUUGGACCAAAAGUAGACAAGUCUAAGGUUUCAGGAACCUUCAGUGAAGUUCUGUACACCCCACUGGAGGCAUUUGAACAUCUAUUCUUUGCUGUGUUUGGUAUGUCGAGUGUCAAGGAGGUACAGAAAUCAGGAUCAAGACCACCAUGGACAGAAUACCUUUUCAAAAUCAUGUUUAUGGUAUACAUGUCAGUAUCAGUGGUUGUCCUUAUAAAUCUGCUGAUUGCAAUGAUGAGUGACACUUACCAACGAAUCCAGGCACAGUCGGACAUCGAGUGGAAGUAUGGUCUGGCCAAACUGAUCCGCAAUAUGCAUCGCACCACUACUACCCCGUCACCCCUGAACCUCAUCACUUCUUGGUUCAUGUAUUUGCUACAACUCUGCAAACAGAAGGUGGCUCAGAGGAAGCGACCAAGUCUUGUGCACAUGAUGGGCUUGCAGAGACAGCGAAUGAGUGCCCGAACAAAGAUGGGAACUAAAUGGCUUCAGAAAGUUAAGAAAGGGCAAGUGGCACCUAAAGACUCAGCAGCUCUUAGUGUAGUCCAUCUGAGUCCAUUAGGCUCUCAGCUUAGUUUUAGCAACAGCUUGACUCGUAUUGAGAAUGUUACUGACUGGGACUCCAUUGCCAAGAAAUAUCGAGCAUUGAUGGGCGAGACAACUGAGACAAGCCAGCAGUCUGCAGAUGAUGAUGAAGAAGGAGCUACCAAUGAAUUUGCUGAAUCCAACAAUAACAUUACAUGAACAGAAAUCAUCACACAAGAUGACAAAGAAGGAACAAAUUUAUGUGGAAAUGUCAUAGUAUGCACAGCUGAUUACCAUAUUUCAUCAUUUUGCCGUCGUUGUUUGUGUUGGAACCUGUCCUGGAAACUACAUCUUCAUUGGAUAAGAAAAAGACCAAUAGAGGACCUGUAACUGUUUAUGUACACAUUUAACAGUAUCUAGUACUUCCAAGGAACAACCCCCUUCUUGUUAUGUACAGUUUCUACAUAGAAUACAAUACAUUUCCUCUUAUAUGUGCAGUUUAUAUUAACUUAAAUAUACAUAUAUUAAUAUGAA
Messenger RNA from Zootermopsis nevadensis, 6902 nucleotides. Lineage: Eukaryota; Metazoa; Arthropoda; Insecta; Blattodea; Termopsidae. The record is from RefSeq and is a predicted model, not a curated record.